CACCCAUACGCACUGCACUACCGCAUUGAUGAGACCGGCAGCGGCCGCCAUCGUUGUUUUAUCCAGUCCAGUGCAAGACACGAACGGAAUUUGGGUGCAGAUUGUGAAUUAAUUAUUCAGUGCUGGUGAUAAGCAACGACAGCGAGUGGCGAGGAGCGUGACAAAUCCAGGAUGGAUCAAAUCCCUCCGCCCAAGGAGGUGAAAAUCCUCGAAACCGCCGAGGAUAUCCAAGAACGUCGCCAGCAGGUCCUCACCCGCUACGACAACUUCAAACAGGACGCACGCGCAAAGCGCGAGAAACUCGAAGAUGCGCGUCGCUAUCAAUACUUCAAGCGUGACGCCGACGAGCUGGAAUCAUGGAUCAUGGAGAAACUGCAAGCCGCCUCCGAUGAGAGCUACAAAGAUCCCACCAACCUCCAAGCAAAAAUCCAAAAACACCAAGCGUUCGAAGCGGAAGUCUCCGCGCACAGCAACGCCAUUGUUGUGCUGGACAACACCGGACGCGAGAUGAUCAACCAGAACCACUUCGAAUCCGAAAUGAUACGCAAACGCCUUGAAGAACUCCACCGUCUAUGGGAGCAACUACUAUCAAAACUUGCUGAAAAAGGCAUGAAACUACAACAGGCAUUAGUAUUGGUGCAAUAUCUACGUCAGUGUGACGAAGUCAUGUUCUGGAUCAAAGAUAAAUGCACAUUUCUACAAACAGAGGAAUUCGGACAUGAUUUGGAACAUGUCGAAGUCCUACAGAGGAAAUUUGAUGAGUUCCAGAAAGAUAUGCAGAGUCAAGAAUACCGCGUGACUGAGGUGAAUGAACUCGCUGAGAAACUCAUCUUGGAUGGACACCCCGACAGAGAUACAAUCGUCACAAGGAAAGAUGAGUUGAAUGAAGCUUGGCAGAAACUGAAACAGAUGGCGCUCAUGCGUCAGGAUAAACUCUUCGGCGCGCAUGAGAUUCAGCGCUUCAAUCGCGACGCAGACGAAACAGUCGCGUGGAUUGCCGAGAAAGACGUGGUUUUAUCAUCGGAUGACUACGGUAGGGAUUUAGCAAGUGUACAAACACUUCAGAGGAAACAUGAAGGUGUUGAAAGAGACCUGGCUGCACUUGAGGAUAAAGUUUCCACGCUUGGAAAGGAAGCUGAUCGACUCUGUGGGAUCCAUGCUGAUCACGGUGAUCAGAUUCAAGCGAAACGUGCGGAGAUUGAGGAUUACUGGCAGAGUCUCACCGCCAAAGCGAAGGAACGCCGUGAAAAACUCGAUGAGUCGUACUUUUUGCAUCGUUUCCUCGCGGAUUUCCGUGAUUUGGUCUCGUGGAUCAACGAUAUGAAGGCGGUGAUCUCUGCGGAUGAACUUGCGAAGGAUGUGAGUGGUGCUGAAGCUCUGCUUGAACGUCAUCAAGAGCAUAAAGGUGAGAUUGAUGCACGUGAGGAUAGUUUUGCUACGACGAUUGAAGCCGGGCAUCAGUUGCUUGAGCGCGGCCAUUAUGCAACCGAUGAGGUGAAAGAGAAGUUGUCUACCUUGAGCUCGGAUAAGAACUCGCUGCUUGCGUUGUGGGAGGAGCGGAGGAUCUUGUAUGAACAGUGCAUGGAUUUGCAGCUGUUUUAUAGGGAUACCGAGUUGGCUGAUACUUGGAUGGCGAAGCAGGAAGCUUUUCUGGCGAAUGAAGAUCUUGGGGAUUCGUUGGAUUCGGUGGAGUCAUUGAUUAAGAAGCAUGAGGAUUUCGAGAAGAGUUUGGCUGCGCAGGAGGAGAAGAUUAAGGCGCUGGAUGAAUUUGCGACCAAGUUGAUUGAUGGACAGCAUUAUGCGGCUGAUGAUAUUGCUCAGAGGCGAUCAAUGUUACUGGAGCGUCGUUCUGAAUUGAAAGAAAAAUCAGCGAAUCGUAAAAUGUUGCUUGAGGAUGCCUCCAAGCUGCAACACUUUGAACGCGACUGCGACGAAACCAAAGGUUGGAUCAACGAAAAACUCAAGUUUGCAACCGAUGAGAGCUACUUGGAUCCCACAAAUCUCGGUGGCAAGCUUCAGAAACACCAAAACUUCGACCAGGAACUCAACGCGAACAAAACCCGCAUGGAGGAGAUCACCUCCACCGGCCAGGAACUGAUUGAUGUGCAACAUUACGCCGAGCCGCGUAUUCAAUCCCGCAUGGAUGAGAUUGUACAAUUAUGGGAGAAUCUUGUACAAGCCACCGAUAAAAAGGGAUCGAAGUUACAAGAAGCCAGUCAACAGCAACAAUACAACCGGACGAUUGAAGAUGUUGAGCUAUGGCUGUCCGAAAUCGAAGGACAACUCAUGUCGGAAGACUACGGUAAAGAUUUGACAUCCGUGCAGAAUCUACAGAAGAAACACGCGCUGUUGGAGGCUGAUGUAGGCAGCCAUCAAGACAGGAUUGAAACAAUCAAAGCUGCGGCCAAUCAGUUCGUCGAACGCGGCCAUUUUGAUUCGGAUAACAUUGCGCACAAGCAGAAGAACUUGGAUGAUCGCUACUGCGCUCUACAAACACCAAUGGCUGUACGCAAACAGAGAUUAUUGGACAGUUUACAAGUGCAGCAGUUAUUCCGAGAUAUCGAGGAUGAAGAAGCGUGGAUCCGCGAGAAGGAACCCAUUGCUGCGUCGACAAAUCGCGGACGUGACUUGAUCGGCGUGCAGAACUUGAUUAAGAAACAUCAAGCUGUGCUUGCGGAAGUUAACAAUCACGACGGAAGGAUUUCGGCUGUCAUUAACGCCGGUAAGCAGAUGAUGGAAGACGAACAUUUCGCGAGUGAUGAGAUACGUAAUCGGGUGACAUCUUUGUUUGAACACUGGAAUCUUUUGAAAGAGAAAGCGCAUCAACGCAAACAGGAUUUAGAGGAUUCCUUGCAAGCGCAUCAGUAUUAUGCGGAUGCAAACGAGGCGGAGUCAUGGAUGAAAGAGAAGGAACCCAUUGUGAAUUCGAUGGAUUACGGUAAAGAUGAAGAUUCCUCUGAGGCGCUUCUGAAGAAACAGGAAGCCCUGAUGAGUGAUCUUGUCGCGUUUGGCAAUACCAUCGAAGGAUUAAAGGAACAAGCGGCGAGUUGUAGGCAACAAGAACCACCCGCAGUUGAUGUGACAGGCAAAGAAGCCGUUAUCGCCCUCUAUGAUUACACCGAGAAAUCACCGAGGGAAGUUUCCAUGAAAAAAGGCGAUCUUCUCACCCUGCUGAAUUCAAAUAAUAAAGAUUGGUGGAAGGUUGAGGUGAAUGAUCGACAGGGAUUCGUUCCGGCUGCGUACGUGAAGAAAAUGGAAGCUGGACUUACAGCCUCCCAGCAAAAUUUGGUCGAUAAUAACUCCAUUGGCGCUAGGCAGACGCAAAUCAACGGGCAGUAUGAGCGUUUGAUUAAUUCCGCCAAUGAACGCCAGAAGAAGUUGAACGAGACGGUGAAAGCGUAUGUUUUGGUGCGUGAAGCAGCCGAUCUGGCUAACUGGAUCAAGGAUAAGGAAAUGCAUGCGCAGAUUGAGGACGUCGGCGAGGAUUUGGAACAGGUGGAGGUGUUGCAGAAGAAGUUUGAUGACUUCCAGACGGAUUUGAAGGCGAACGAAGUGCGAUUGGCGGAGAUGAACGAAAUUGCCAUGCAGUUGGUAACACUGGGCCAGACCGAAGCUGCUUUGAAGAUUCAAACACAGAUGGAGGAUUUGAAUACCAAGUGGCAUUCAUUGCAACAACUGACGGCUGAGAGGGCGACACAACUUGGCAGUGCGCAUGAAGUGCAGCGGUUCCAUCGCGAUGUGGAUGAAACCAAGGAUUGGAUUCAAGAGAAAGAGGAAGCGUUGAACAAUGACGAUCUUGGGAAGGAUUUGAGGAAUGUCCAGGCUCUGCAGAGGAAACAUGAAGGCUUAGAGAGAGAUUUAGCGGCUUUAGGCGACAAGAUUCGACAAUUGGACGAGACCGCAAAUCGACUGGUACAGACACAUCCGGAGUCUGCCGAGAUGACACUCGAGAAACAACGUGAAAUCAACGAGGAAUGGACGCAGUUGACAGCGAAAGCCACGUCAAGGAAGGAAAAACUCUUGGAUUCGUACGAUUUGCAACGAUUCCUCAACGAUCAUCGUGAUUUACUCGCCUGGAUCCACUCCAUGCUUGGUUUGGUCAGUUCAGAAGAACUUGCGAAUGAUGUAACUGGUGCUGAGGCACUCAUCGAACGCCAUCAGAGCUACAGAUCGGAAUUAGAUGCACGUUACGGAAAUGCUGUGCAGGAACAUCGCACGGAAAUCGAUGCCAGGGCUGGUACUUUCCAAGCGUUGGAGAUGUUUGGUCAACAAUUGUUGCAGUCCAAUCAUUAUGCAAGUCCUGAGAUUCAGGAGAAACUUGAAGCUUUGAAUAAAGCACGUGAAGAGCUUGAAAGAGCCUGGUUAGAGCGCAGAGUUCAAUUGGAUCAAAAUCUUGACCUGAACUUGUAUUACCGUGAUUGUGAACAGGCUGAGAACUGGAUGUCCGACCGUGAGGCUUUCCUGGCUUCCGAAGAAGUGGAUUCCAAGGGCGAUAAUGUCGAAGCACUCAUCAAAAAACACGAAGAUUUCGAUAAAGCUAUCAAUGCACAUGAAGAGAAAAUUGCUGCGUUGCAAUCACUUGCGGAUCAAUUGAUUGCUGAUGAACACUACGGUGCACAACAGAUUGACGAUAAACGUAACCAAGUUUUAGACAGGUGGCGACAUCUAAAGGAGGCUUUGAUUGAUAAGCGAUCGAAGUUAGGAGAGAGUCAAACCCUCCAGCAGUUCUCGCGUGACGCGGAUGAAAUUGAAAACUGGAUCGCUGAGAAACUACAACUGGCUACCGAGGAAUCCUACAAGGAUCCAGCUAAUAUCCAGUCGAAACAUCAGAAACAUCAAGCGUUUGAAGCCGAGAUUGCUGCGAAUGCUGACCGUGUGCAAUCUGUGUUGUCCAAUGGCGAUACUUUGAUCAAAAAGCGACAAUGCGCUGGUUCCGAAGAGGCUGUCGAGCGACGCAUCAAGAGUAUCACCGAACAAUGGGAGUUCCUCACACAGAAGAGUCAAGAGAAGAGCUUGAAGUUGAAGGAGGCGAAUAAACAACGCACGUAUAUCGCCGCCGUGAAAGAUUUGGACUUUUGGCUUGGCGAAGUUGAAAGUCUAUUGACCAGCGAAGAUUCCGGCAAAGAUUUAACCUCCGUGCAGAAUCUGAUCAAGAAACAUCAGCUCGUCGAGGCUGAUAUCCAAGCGCACGAAGACCGCAUCAAGGAUAUGAAUGAUCAAGCCGAUUCUCUCAUUGAAUCCGGCCAGUUUGACACGGCGAAUAUUCAAGAGAAGCGACAGAGCAUCAAUGAGCGCUAUGAGAGGAUUAAGAACCUCGCUGCGCAUCGGCAGGCGCGUCUCAACGAAGCGAACACUCUGCAUCAAUUCUUCCGAGAUAUUGCUGAUGAGGAAUCGUGGAUCAAGGAGAAGAAACUGCUCGUUGGGUCGGAUGACUACGGCCGUGAUUUAACCGGCGUGCAGAAUCUGAAGAAGAAGCAUAAGCGUUUCGAGGCGGAGCUUGCUUCCCACGAGCCUGCGAUUCAGGCCGUGCAGGAAGCCGGCGAGAAGCUGAUGGAUGUGUCGAAUUUAGGAGUGCCUGAGAUUGAACAGCGUUUGAAGGCGCUGAAUCAAGCCUGGGAUGAGUUGAAGCAACUAGCGGCCACCAGAGGACAGAAGUUGGAUGAGUCCUUGACUUAUCAACAGUUUUUGGCGACUGUUGAAGAAGAAGAGGCUUGGAUCUCCGAGAAACAGCAAUUGUUGUCCGUGGAGGACUAUGGAGAUACCAUGGCUGCUGUGCAGGGGUUGUUGAAGAAGCACGAUGCUUUCGAUACGGAUUUCCAGGCGCAUCGCGAUAGGUGUAAUGAUAUCGGUGAGGAUGGUAAGAAACUGGUGGCUGAGGAGAAUCAUCACAGCGAGGCGAUCAAGCAGAAGUGUCAGCAGCUGCAGAAUAAGUUGGAUAAUCUGGCGGCGUUGGCCAGCAAGCGGAAGAUGAAGUUAUUGGACAACUCUGCAUAUUUGCAGUUCAUGUGGAAGGCGGAUGUGGUGGAAAGCUGGAUUGCUGAUAAAGAGACGCAUAUUAAGAGUGAAGAUUUCGGUAGGGAUUUGUCUUCGGUGCAGACGCUGUUGACAAAACAGGAGACUUUUGACGCUGGUCUCUCUGCGUUUGAGCAUGAAGGCAUCCAGAACAUCACAACACUGCGCGAUCAGCUAAUCCAAGCUAACCACGACCAGAGUAACAGCAUCAACGAACGCCACGCUGAUGUCAUCAAUCGCUGGCAGAAACUGCUCGCCAAUUCGGACGCGCGUAAGAAGCGCCUGCUGCACAUGCAGGAACAGUUCCGCCAAAUCGAGGACCUGUUCCUAACGUUUGCCAAGCGCGCGUCUGCGUUCAACUCGUGGUUCGAGAACGCCGAGGAGGAUCUCACUGAUCCUGUGCGUUGCAACUCCAUUGAAGAGAUUCGCGCGUUGCGUGAAGCGCAUGCGCAAUUCCAGGCUUCGUUAUCUUCGGCUGAAGCUGACUUCCAAGCUUUGGCGCAGCUCGACCAACAGAUUAAGAGUUUCAACGUUGGAACCAAUCCCUACACCUGGUUUAACAUGGAGGCGCUGAAGGAGACUUGGCAUAAUCUGCAAAAGAUUAUUGCCGAGCGCGAUGUGGAGCUGAGUAAGGAGGCGCAUCGUCAGGAGGAGAAUGAUAAGCUGCGCAAGGACUUUGCCAAGCAUGCCAACCUCUUCCAUCAGUGGCUCACUGAGACUCGUUAUCGUAUUCUAGGCUGGGAUGGGACUUCCAUGAUGGAAGGUUCCGGUUCUCUGGAGCAGCAGCUAGAGGCCACUAAGCGCAAGGCGGCCGAAGUUCGCGCGCGCCGUUCUGACCUCAAGGACAUCGAAGGUUUAGGCGCUAUUCUCGAGGAGCACCUUAUUUUGGACAAUCGCUACACUGAACACUCCACCGUUGGGCUGGCUCAGCAAUGGGACCAGCUUGACCAGCUCGGUAUGCGUAUGCAACAUAAUCUGGAGCAGCAGAUUCAAGCGCGUAAUCAAUCGGGCGUGUCCGAGGAUGCCCUCAAGGAGUUCUCGAUGAUGUUCAAGCAUUUCGACAAGGAGAAGUCUGGCAAGUUGAAUCACAACGAAUUCAAGUCUUGUCUGCGCGCAUUGGGAUACGAUUUGCCGAUGGUGGAGGAAGGACAGCCGGAUCCGGAGUUUGACGCCAUCUUGGAUGUGGUCGAUCCGAAUAGAGAUGGCUAUGUGUCGCUGCAGGAGUACAUGGCGUUCAUGAUCAGUAAGGAGACUGAGAAUGUGCAGAGCUCCGAGGAGAUCGAGAAGGCCUUCCGGGCAAUCACCGCCGGCGAUCGACCGUACGUCACGAAAGAGGAGUUGUACGCCAAUCUCAACAAAGACAUGGCGGACUACUGCGUCUCGCGGAUGAAACCAUACUGUGAGCCGAAGACGGAGCGGCCGAUUGCCGGCGCCUUGGAUUACUUGGACUUCACACGGACGCUCUUCCAGAAUUGAGAAACAAAUUCUAUUUAGUGUUAAUCAAAUAUUUAUCACAUUUAUGAGGUGUUUGGGCACUUUGACAACAUUCGCUUGGCUGCAACAAUUGUUUAAUUCUUAUUCUCUGUACUUUGUUCAUUUCACUGCCCUACGAUUUUUUUUAUUUCGAACGACUAUUGACUAGUGAUGCUACAGAAACAGCUAAUUGUGGUAGUUCAAUAGACAUAUAUAUUCAAUUAUUAUACGAAGAUAUGCUGGAUAACAUUUAUAUAGUUUGCUUUAAAUAUAUAACUAUGAACGCA
This is a messenger RNA of Dalotia coriaria, 7772 nucleotides long. It is a transcript of the gene alpha-Spec, whose product is annotated as alpha spectrin. Bases 172 to 7488 code for a protein of 2438 amino acids. Lineage: Eukaryota; Metazoa; Arthropoda; Insecta; Coleoptera; Staphylinidae. Gene Ontology annotation, molecular function: calcium ion binding; actin filament binding. The record is from RefSeq and is a predicted model, not a curated record. The transcript has 12 exons. Gene Ontology annotation, cellular component: cortical actin cytoskeleton; cell projection; cell junction. Gene Ontology annotation, biological process: actin cytoskeleton organization.